AUGCAUGACAUGGAUGGUAAUCACGAGGAUAUUGAAUCGCGGGGAAAUGGUUGGGGUGGAGUUGGAGGGGUUGAUGGAGAGGCGGUGGUGAUGCAGAUUGAGGAAGGAGAUCUGGGUGAAAAACAUGCUACAGACGACGAGAAUUGCGAAGAUGGAAAUGCAGCUGAGCCCGAAACGAAGGACAGCGAAGGCCUCCGCAGUCAAGAUGAGGGUAUGCGAGAUUCGAAUCAAUCAGCACUUCAGGAAGAAGAAGUAAAGACCGCAACUCGAGACAACUCCCUCAAAGAACGAAAAGAUGUCCUCGAAAGUAUCCAUGAAGCCACAGGGGAGUCGGCAAGCUCAUCACCAAACUCAUCCGCAAUCUCAUCGACUCUUACAUUACCCAUUAUCACCCGCGAACACUCCCUCGAAGAAGAAAAGGCCCAACGCGUAACCCCAAUCACAAGAAAUCUACCACCUACGAACCCUUCCAACCCCCCAACAACUCUCAUUUACUCUCCCAAGAAGAAAAUCUACGUCCCAAUCUCUACAUAUCGACUCCGCAACUCCCUCCUCUACGGCGUCGCUUUCCUCGAACUAGCAAACGCAGGCGACUUCGCAGCCAACGUCUGGAACCAAAUCCCCGUCCCAGCCUUCGCCGCAGUCCUCAUGGGCAUCGGCGGCUUCUUCGCCCUCUUCAUCUCCUACUUCGCCUUCUACGACGCCUACCUCUCCCACCAAAACUACGUCUCCCUCCGCACCGAGCGCGAAUUCCUAUCCUCGCAACCCCCGACCCGCGACGCGAAAGCAUACCUCAACGUCAACUACCGCGAGAUGGGCACCGAACUCCUCGAUCGCACCGGCUUGGAUAUCUUCAUGGGCUUCGGCUGCGUCAUGGUCGGUAUCGGCACCCUCAUGGCCAUAGGCGGCGCCAACCCGCGGGUGUUCAGAGCGAGUAACCUGCUCUCUGGAUAUAUCGGCAAUGCGCCCGUCGCUGCAUUCGGCCUCAUCAACGCCGCCUGGUCAAUCUACAUCUUCCGUCGCGCGCAACAUCAAUUCACUGCCUCUCAGCGCCUUUUACACGAUGAAGCUGAAAUUCAAUCCCUCCUCCGCCAGCGCACCAGACGCGUACAACUCCACUCCACCGUCCUAGGCGCCAUCGGCAUCUUCGCUGGCGCAGCGAGUCUCGUCACCGCUGAACAUUGGGAGGGUUAUCCCGUGCUGAUCCCGUGUAUUAUCGGGAGUGUAUGGUGUAAUCAUAUUUUUCGUGCGGGUAUUGGGUAUGAUCGUUCGCUUUUACGCAGUCUUCCGCCUCUCUCCCUCGAAUCUAUCAUCGGGGAGUUGAAAUACCUAAGCUCUUUAUCUAAAGUUUUGGGUACGAAAGAUGGGGCGAAAGAUGUCUUCCCUGAUUCAGAGGAUCUGGAGAGUAUGCUACGUUUCUUGGUGGAGUAUGAUAUGUUUGAAGCUUUUUGCGUAAGGUUUCUGGGCGAGAAGGAGGUGGCGACUGCGGUGUUGGGGCCGCUUGACAAGGAGGUGGUGCUGGAGCCGAGCAUGUUACUGCGGAGGAGGGAGUGCUUUGGGGGGAUUGAGGCGUGUGUUGUUAGGACGGUUAAGGAGGUUGGGAGGGAGAAGGUGGUGGGGAGGAUGAGGUGGUUGUGCGAGGUGUUGGGGGCUUGGGCGUGGGUUGGCGAUGGAGAGCGGAAGGGGGAGGGGAGAAGUGAUGGUUGA
Messenger RNA from Glarea lozoyensis ATCC 20868, 1707 nucleotides. RefSeq lists its product as uncharacterized. The transcript has a single exon. Bases 1 to 1707 code for a protein of 568 amino acids. NCBI's taxonomy places the organism in Eukaryota, Fungi, Ascomycota, Leotiomycetes, Helotiales, Helotiaceae. The record is from RefSeq and is a predicted model, not a curated record.